AUGCGUACAACAAGAAAACGUCAAAAGAAACCUAAACAAAUUAUUAAUUCAUCUCCAGUUGUAAAAAAAUCUAGAAGAACCAGAGCAAAGGUUUAUACAAUAACUCCAGUUUCAAAUACACACAAUAUUCGUCAAACCGAAGGAUUAACAUUAAAAGCAUAUGUUGGUGACGGCAGCAUUUUACUAGUUUAUAACUUAGAUUCGACACUAACUAGGAAUUUAGCUGGAUUUGCUAUACAAUGCACUCCUUCCAGUGGUCAACCAUACAUAAUACAAAAUCGUAUUAAUUUUCGAACUAAUUACACAUCUCAUACAACCGCAGUUCAACGAGUAUGGACACCAUCAACAAUAGCUCCAAUUCAAAAGUUUAGUUGGCUCGACAUAUUAAAAUCAAUUGAUCCAGUAUCAUACUCUUAUCAAGUAACUGCUUUAUAUUUCGUUGAUGAAAACACAUCAGACGUUAAGCCCGGUGCGAAAGCAGUCGUAACUGUUCAAAAAAAUAGUUUAUCAUUUGAAAAUUUAAAAAUUGGUUUUACUCGUGGAUAUUUAUCAUCACAAGCAUACAGUGAAAAUUUUCAUAAUGCUCCGAUUCAACCAAGUGGCCCAAAAACAGUUGGCUAUGAUACGACACCAUACGAAAAACAGUAUGAAUGGUUGGGUUAUCAUGCUCGAGAAUUAAUAUUUAAUUUUUUAGAUGAAUGUAUUGCUGAUAAAUCUAUAACAGUAGAUGUGUUUGCAUUCGAUCUAGAUGAACCUGAUAUUAUUCGUCGAUUUGUUAAAUUAGGAUCUCGUUUAAGAUUAUUUUUAGACAAUGCUUCGUUACAUGUUGGCCCACAUGCGAUAGAACCACAAGUUCAAGCGCUUAUUAAGAAAUCAGCCGGUAGCAAUAAUGUUCAAAGCGGACACUUCAAACGUUUUGCUCAUAAUAAAGUUAUUAUACAAAAACAAAAUGAUAAACCAAUUAAAGUGCUUACGGGCUCAACAAAUUUCUCCAUAAGAGGUUUAUAUGUUCAAUCAAAUAAUGUACUUGUAUUCAAUGAUUCGGUUGUAGCUGACCUUUAUGAACAAGCAUUUCAAGAAGCAUUUAUAAAUAUGAAUAAAUUUUCAUCGUCCCAAAUUGCAUCUAGAUGGUUCGAUGUCAAUAAUGAGAAAGGUUUACCAUCACUUUCCGUUGCAUUUUCUCCACAUUCAACUUAUCAUGUAUCCUUAGAUAAAGUAGCAGCUGCCGUUGAAAAUGCUAAAAGUUCUGUUCUAUUUGCAAUUAUGCAAUUAUCUGGUACAGGACCUGUAAUGGACGCAAUAAAAAAUCUUCACCAGCGAAAAACUAUUUUUACUUAUGGUGUUACACAAUCCGAAGGUGGAGAUGUUAAUGUAUUUCCGCCAGGUAGUUCAAAUGG
Didymodactylos carnosus is the source of this 1397-nucleotide messenger RNA. NCBI's taxonomy places the organism in Eukaryota, Metazoa, Rotifera, Eurotatoria, Philodinida, Philodinidae. The record is from the annotation of a GenBank genome assembly.